Hordeum vulgare subsp. vulgare (domesticated barley) is the source of this 1602-nucleotide messenger RNA. RefSeq lists its product as uncharacterized. Gene Ontology annotation, molecular function: protein binding. The record is from RefSeq and is a predicted model, not a curated record. The transcript is spliced from 2 exons. Bases 118 to 1338 code for a protein of 406 amino acids. NCBI's taxonomy places the organism in Eukaryota, Viridiplantae, Streptophyta, Magnoliopsida, Poales, Poaceae.
AAGAGUAGGUGGGGCGGCAGACAGAUAGUCUGAAAUUUCCCCUCAGUCCUACUCGUCCUCUCCCGACUCCAAACCCUAGCACCCAAUUCGGCGGCCGCAGGCACAACACAAGCGACGAUGGCGGCGGUGCUUGUGCGGGAGCUUGGCGAGAUGGAGGAGCUCGUGGAGGAGAUCCUCAUCCGCCUCCCUAAGGACGAGCCUGGUAAUCUUCUCCGCUCCUCCCUCGUCUGCAAGCCAUGGCGCGGCCUCCUCGCCGGCGACGGCUUCCGUCGCCGCUACGGCGACUUCCACCAAACACCUCCCAUGCUUGGCUUCUUCCAAAACUGGCCGGAACCCUGCGCCGAAUUAUGGCCUACCACGGAUUUCCUCGCGCGUGACCUCGACCCCCAGCACCACUAUUCCGUGGAAGAUUGUCGCCACGGCCGGGUCCUCCUUCGGUACUUGGAUGAGGAUGCGAAUAUGGCAAGGCUGGUCGUCUGGGACCCCAUCACGGGCAGACAAACGGUGUUUGGCAGCCUCGAAAACGAAAUGUCGGCAACGGGAAGCUGGUCUGCCUCGGUGCUCUGUGCUGCGGACAACUGCCGCCACGGUGACUGCCAAUCGGGUCCAGUCCGCGUUGUUUUCGUCAUCCUUCACCAGGAAGAGCAGGUUGCUACGGCGUCCGUCUACUCAUCGGAGACGGCUAGUUGGAGCUCUCCGGCCGUCACCGACAUUGGUAUGUUUGAGGAUGAAGAUGAAAUCUGUUUCUGCACGCCUAGUGUACUCGCAGGAGACGCGCUCUAUUUCCUCCUGUUCCGGGACCAGGAUGUUGAAGAUUGCAGUAUUCUCGAAUACAACUUUGGAACCUCUUGUCUGUCAGAGAUUCAUCAUCCGGAAGAGAUGGAGGAUGCCAGCAACAGUCCUAUCCUCAUGGUGGGGGAAGACGGCAGGCUGGGGAUUGCACACCUCUUCUUUUUCUGCCUCUCCAUCUGGUGGAGGGAGGUGGAUCCCGAUGGAGGUGUGUCCUGGACACAACCGAGAGACAUCGACCUCCAGACUAUUCUUCCCGCUAGUGAUUUCACAGUAUCACCAGAGUUGGUUGGCUCCGUCGAGGGUACUGACAUCAUUUUUGUAACCACAAGUCUCGGCACCUACGAAAUUGAUCUCAAGUCACUAAGCUUGAAGAUGCUCUCAAGCAAGCUGGAUCAACAUCCACAUGUCAGAUGGACCCUCUUUCCCUACGUCAGCUUCUACCAUCCUCCAGCGGCGGCUGGUGGUGUUCUGGCUGAAGCAUCAAGUGAUGAAGAACCUGGGCAUGGCAAUGAGGAAGCAGAAGUCUCAAGCAUUGAAGAAGUUUAGAUUGAAGAGUUGGCGUCUGGAAUUGUGGCUGAAGCAUCAAGUGAAGCUUGACAUAGCAACGAGGAAGCAAAAGUCUCAAGCAUUGAAAUUCAGUUUGCUGUUUUGGUGCUUGUCUUUCGUUGGUUUUCAAAGUUAAUUAGAUGGGAUACUGGUGUGAGUUUGAUGGGUGAUGCUAGACUUGUGUUAUCAUGUCUUGUUAAUUCUCUAUUUUUGUUAGCCAUGCUAUGGAUGUUUUUGUUGUUCAAUGUUCAAACCCUGAUUCCA